AUGGGUGACCCACUCCGAAUCGAGACCGACAUCCUGGUCAGAAGUAUGGGCCCAGUGCUGGAAACAGAAAUGUCGUACUCGAUGCAGUGCUAUUUGCGACAAAGAUGGCAUGACGAACGACUCAAAUUCAACUUAGAGAAUAUCACCAAGGUAACACUCAGUACAGCCUUCCUGAAGUACAUCUGGAAACCAAACACUUACUUCCUCAACGGAAGACGUUCCACUCAACAUAAUAUCACUACGCCGAAUGUAUUCGUACGCAUCAGCGCGGACGGAUCUAUCUACAUGUCGAGACGAAUAACAAUCCGGGCGAGCUGUCCUAUGAAGCUGAUGAACUACCCAAUGGACCGACCCGUAUGCCCUUUGAUAAUUGGCGGAUAUGGUUACACGACGAAGGAUGUUCUGUACAUAUGGAAGGUGGGGGCUGUGCCGUCACCUGUAGAAGUCUACAACGAUCUCACUAUGUCGCAGUUUGACAUGGACUUCAUCCAAUCUAUGAACUUUACAGAAAGCAACCACAUGGGCGAGUUUUCAAUUUUGGCUGUUGACUUCCACUUAGAGCGCCACUUGGGCUUCUUUAUUCUGCAGACUUAUCUGCCCUGCACGUUGAUUGUAUGUCUGUCCUGGGUCUCGUUCUGGAUCAACAGAGACGCCGCCCCCGCAAGAGUUUUACUGGGAAUGACGACGAUCCUGUCGACGGCAGCCAUUGGUAUGCUACAGCGUGACGGGCUACCUCGCGUGCCGUAUGCAACUGCCCUGGACGUGUAUCUGUACGUGUGUCUAGUGUACAACCUGGCCGCCAUGAUCCAGUACGCAGCCGUCAAUUCCUUCACCAAAAUCGUUGCCGCCACCAAGCCUCAUCAGGAGCGAAACGAGGAAGAAACACAGGAUAUGUUGACGACACCGCACCGAUUGAUCCUGCCUGAUCACCAAGGAAACGGACGAGUGACGACGAGUAUCCUUGGCUACAAAAGCAACACGCAGUACCAUUGCCUCGUGAAUUUCUGGCGGUGUAUUGUGGGAUCGUACCGCGCUCAGAAGACUGGGCGUUCUGAUCAAAACAGUGUCAGCAAAAUCGAUCUGACGUCACGUCUUCUCUUUCCGGGAUCUUUCGGACUUUUCCACAUAUUCUACUGGUCGUGGUAUUUAGGGACAAGGCUGUGAAUGGCCAAAGAUAUCCGACACUCAGACAAAAAGUCAUCAACAUAAUAUGAUGUGUGCUACUUAAACGCAAGCUUGCAAGAACUAAAAUAAUGUUUUAAUUAAAUUUUGAAUAACUGCAUCUCAUAGGCAGUGUGAAUUAUAGAAUAUAGCUUCAAAUAGCACAGACGUAUGUAUCUGUGUUAUAAUAGGGGCAAUGCAUAGCUUACUUUGUAGCAUGAUUUGUUAGGGUAAUCUAAGUGACUGUAGCGAUUGUAACAGUGGUCAAAUGACGUAUGAUAAAUGUACACUUGUAAGCUUCCUUGUGAUAUUGGCGUGCUGUUAAGUAUCUAACAAAAGUCAACCAAAAGAGUACCGGCGCUAGUUGUUUCAUUUAUGUUUCUUGUUAUUCGAUUAUAUUUGUAUUUCUGUAGCGUUUUGCUGAUAUACAUGUACUUUGGAAGCGACUUGAUGAUAAAAAUUGAUUAAUGAUAUCUUUUUAAAAACUGUAGGUUGUUCAGUUCCCAGUGCUCUGUUACAAUAUCCUAAUACACAUUGCAAUGUAUCUGCUAUUUGACACAUCGCAAUAAUCAUCACGACCAGGCAAGUUUAAUUAUCAUAUCUGGUCAAGUUCAAUUCUUUUGGGUGUCUUCCUAUUAUUUCUGUAAUUAUCAUGUGAAGUCAACAUACAGUUUACAUUGUCGUUUAUGAAAAAACUGUACACGACCUGUCGCAGAAAAUAUCUCAAAAAGCCAUGGUACAGAUACGCGACCUAAUAUAAAUGGAUGGCAGAAAUCAAUUGGGCUAAUUAAUGUAUCUGAUGUUUUGAUUGAUAUAUUAUCACAAGGCUUACUUUUAUUAUGGUAUCCAACAUCCCCUGUCAGAACAUCGAUUUUGCUAAAAAUGAUAUAUAUUAACAAUUUCUGAUGGACGGACUUCUCGGUUGGAGAUAUCAUCCCAUUUAAAAAUAUUUAUUGCUUUUUUUCUGUGGUCAGUACAGCGGCGUCCUGAGCCAUUUGCCCGAUGGUCCAGUAGCCAGGCCACAAUCAGUGCCGCAUUGGAUUAGAUUGGUCGAGUCAUGUGCAGAUAUUCAAUCAUUUAAUGUCAUAUCUCCCAAUUUGGCGAAUUACAUUUGUUCAAUACAGGCUGAGCGCGAUGAGCCUUGUUUGGACCAAUUAUUAUUUUCCCGUCAUGCAUGUGUAAACAGGAAGUGACAUAUCAAACAGCAAAAGCAAAGGUCUACAUGAAAAACAUAUAAUUGAUGAAGACUGCUAUUAAAUGCUUUCAAAAGCUUUUCCUCGUUAGCUUGAGACAUACCCCAUGCUUAUUUACAUAACUAUGCGACUGUUGGUAUAUAAAGAUAUAUAAGAUUAUUUGUUUUUUUUGAUGAUGUUGUGAUACCAUGCUGAAGUAUAAUAGUAAUAUGUAUUCUUCCUUGAUCUUUCUAAUCAAUGCAUUCCGAAACACUCUCUGAGGCAUAAAGGCCUAGAGGUUUUUCGUUUCGGUUAAUUCAUAGAAGUCGAGCAAACUUUGACAUUAAAUUUAUAAAUUUACUAUUUUCUUACGAA
Mizuhopecten yessoensis (Yesso scallop) is the source of this 2708-nucleotide messenger RNA. Its product is annotated as gamma-aminobutyric acid receptor alpha-like. The record is from RefSeq and is a predicted model, not a curated record. Gene Ontology annotation, biological process: regulation of membrane potential; chemical synaptic transmission; nervous system process. Gene Ontology annotation, cellular component: synapse; membrane; neuron projection. NCBI's taxonomy places the organism in Eukaryota, Metazoa, Mollusca, Bivalvia, Pectinida, Pectinidae. Bases 1 to 1164 code for a protein of 387 amino acids. The transcript is spliced from 8 exons. Gene Ontology annotation, molecular function: transmembrane signaling receptor activity; extracellular ligand-gated monoatomic ion channel activity; neurotransmitter receptor activity.